GGGUUCUUUCGGAGGAGUGCGGGGUCCUGAGCGGCUGCACCCACGGGCGCUGCGUUCGUUUGGGCGACGCCUUCACCUGCGCCUGCGACCCCGGAUUCCGCCUGGACCCCGCCCGCCUCGAUUGUCUGGGCGGCGCCGGCCCCGGGCGGCCCCCGAGCCCCGCCGAGCUCGAGCGGGCGGAGGAGCUGAAGGCCCGCGCCAACGAGUUCUUCAAAGCCAAGGACUACGAGAACGCGGUCAGGCUGUACAGCAGCGCCAUCGAGCUGAACCCGUCGAGCGCGGUGUUCUACGGCAACCGCAGCCUGGCGUACCUGCGCACCGAGUGCUACGGCUACGCCCUGGCCGACGCCACGCGCGCCCUGCAGCUCGACGCCAAGUACCUCAAGGGCUACUACCGCAGGGCGGCCAGCAACAUGGCCCUGGGCAAGUUCAAGGCGGCCCUCAAGGACUACGAGAUGGUGGUGAAGGUGAGGCCCCACGACAAGGACGCCAAGCUCAAGUUCCAGGAGUGUCACCGCAUGGUGAAGCAGAAGGCGUUCGAGAGAGCCAUCGCCAGCGACGAGCACAAACGCUCCGUGGUCGACUCGCUGGACAUCGAGAGCAUGACCAUCGAGGAUGAGUACAGUGGUCCCAAGCUGGAGGAAGGCAAGGUCACCUUGUCCUUCAUGAAGGAGCUGAUGCAGUGGUACAAGGAGCAGAAGAAACUGCACAGGAAAUGCGCUUAUCAGACAGAGAAGGUGACGGUGUGCGGCGACACCCACGGACAGUUCUACGACCUCCUGAACAUCUUCGAGCUCAACGGGCUCCCCUCCGAGGCCAACCCUUACAUUUUCAACGGGGACUUCGUGGACCGCGGCUCCUUCUCGGUCGAGGUCAUCCUGACGCUCUUCGGCUUCAAGCUGCUCUACCCCGACCACUUCCACCUGCUCCGAGGGAACCACGAGACGGACAACAUGAACCAGAUGUACGGCUUCGAGGGCGAGGUGAAGGCCAAGUACACGGCGCAGAUGUUCGCGCUCUUCAGCGAGGUCUUCGAGUGGCUCCCGCUGGCCCAGUGCAUCAACGGCAAAGUGCUGAUCAUGCAUGGGGGUCUCUUCAGCGAGGACGGCGUCACCCUCGAUGACAUCCGCAAGAUCGAGCGGAACCGGCAGCCCCCAGACUCAGGGCCGAUGUGUGACCUGCUGUGGUCGGACCCCCAACCCCAGAACGGCCGCUCGGUCAGCAAGAGGGGGGUCAGCUGCCAGUUUGGCCCCGAUGUCACCAAGCGCUUCCUGGAGCGGAACCACCUGGAGCUCAUCAUCCGCAGCCACGAGGUCAAGCCCGAGGGCUACGAGGUGGCCCACGAUGGCCGCUGUGUCACCGUCUUCUCCGCCCCCAACUACUGUGACCAGAUGGGCAACAAGGGCUCCUACAUCCACCUGCGGGGCAGCGACCUCCGCCCCGACUUCCACCAGUUCACAGCAGUGGAUGACCCCAAAUCCCACCAGAAUGAGCCCAAAUCCCAUCAGGAUGACCCCAAAUCCCACCAGAAUGAGCCCAAAUCCCAUCAGGAUGACCCCAAAUCCCACCAGAAUGAGCCCAAAUCCCAUCAGAAUGUCCCCAAAUGCCGCCGGAAUGACUGA
Pseudopodoces humilis (Tibetan ground-tit) is the source of this 1622-nucleotide messenger RNA. The record is from RefSeq and is a predicted model, not a curated record. NCBI's taxonomy places the organism in Eukaryota, Metazoa, Chordata, Aves, Passeriformes, Paridae.